AUGCAGAUGCCGACAACCGACGCAGCACCAAACAAUACGUAUCCAACGUCGACGUACGGCGGGAGCGACUCACGUUCGCACGGCCCCGCCGCAGGUGACGGUGACAGGGACAGAGCCAGAGACAGAGACAGAGAAUCGGCAUCACGCGCUCAGCCCUCAGGCCGUACGACUAGAACUACCACCACCACCACUGGUUCGGAUACUCGCAGUCACCCGCGAUCCCGCUCACAUGGCCCCAGACCCACAGACGAGGAACGGCGAGAACAGCAAACGAGGGACUCGGCGAACAGAGUGAGAGAGAAGGAGAUCCUUGACGACCUCGAGGUUGGCGCUUCGAGGCGAUCGCGCGGGGAUGUAUAUUAUACCUCUGAUCGUGACCGCGACCGUGAACGUGAACGUGAACGUGGCCAUGAUCGCGAUCGCGAUCGCGCACACAAUAAGGACAGAGAGUCGAGGGGUGAGCAUUCUUACAAGGUUCGCGAGCGUCCGGUCUCGGUGUCGUCUGGGAGCAGCUUUGAGUACUUGUCUGCUGGUGAUAAUACUGUUACCACUGUGAACAGGAGCGACAGGGAUGCGCCUCCCCGCCCGCCUCCUACGGACAGCCAAAGCAAGAAGGAUAACCGAAACUCUGCUCCGCCUGGUACCAGCACAGGCUCACGGACAAUGAGCUAUGCCGGCGCUGUUAGUGCCCCACAGACGGAUUCGAAGCCGCUGCCUCUGCCGAAGCAGUCGACGUCGACGUCUAAUUCUACAUCUCCCAGGCCUGUGUCCUCAGCCUCAGCUGCAGCGGAGGCGCGCGCUCAGGAAAAGAAUGAGGAGAAGCGACUGGCUGUUAGCCAUCCGCCCAUAGCACCCUCACGCGCCGAUCCACGAGAACGAGGGCAAGGACAUGCACAGGCACUAGUGGAUGACCGGGACCCUUUACUCUCAAAUAAUCCCGGACAACACCACGGAGAGCCUGCACAUGGCGCUCCACUACCGCCUGCUUUUCCUCAACAACUGCGAGUGGCCCAGCAGCCUCCUCAACAAGGAGAUGCACAGCCGAUCAGCCCUAACAGCCCCGACAAAGGGCUCAUCCGCAGCAUGCUGGGUGCUGUCUCCGGUUGGUCGGGCGCGCCGCCGGCCCCACGGGACAAGCAGCGCGAUGAGGUCCAGCGCUUGCAAAGCGAGGCAGAGAAGUGGUACAACGAAUGCAAGCGGCUCGACCGCGACCUACGCAUUGCGCGGCGCACGUGCUCCGACCUCGAGAACGAGCGCAACCGGCUGCAGGACAACGCGCGUGCGCUGCAGCACGAGCUCACGAACGUGCAGCACGCGCUGAGCGAGGCACAGGCGCUCUCGGAGGUGCGCGGGCGCGAGCUUGUUGGCGCGCAGGUGUUCCUUACCAAGGCGGACGCGCUGUCCAUCUCGGAUGUCGUGGAGAAGGUGAAUGUGCUGAACGAGGAGAUCUUCCAGGCGGCCGCGGGGCUUGCGGAGGGGCUUGUGGUUGUUGGUGCUGGGCAACCUGAGUUUACCGUGGCGGUGGCGGAGGGUGCGUAUCAGGGUGUGGUGAGGACGAUUGGGGAGUUUCUCGCAGGCGUUCUGCAUACACAGGCGCAGGCCUCAGUGCGGGAGGUACACCCGCUCAUCGCGCAGGUCGCGCUCUCAUGCUUCGUGUCCGAGUUCUGCUUCAUGAAACUCACGGCGUGGUACUCCUCCGACCCUAACAUCGAUGAAUUCCUCAGAACAGUGUACAACCAAAUCAGACAGAAUGAGGAGCAGGCCGUAUCCGGACGUUGGCGCGCGCUUCUGCGUGCCCAGAUCCGGCCAUUGACUGAUACCUGGAAGAGAGAACUGACCGACUCACUCCAAAAUUUAUUGGUAUUUUCAGGAUGGAACGCUCCUCUUGAGGCCCAACAGGCCUUCGUGGCAAAACUCGCCCCCAUCUUCAACGCACUGGAGGACCUGCGCGGCGCCAUAUACGAAAAAUACACCUCGGCGGAUCUCGAAGCAUCCGAAGUGCAACCAGGCAGUCCUUUCCAAACAUGGAUGGACGAUGCGUAUGGGGACGAACGGAAGAGUCCGCCGCCGCCGGGGCAGGGGCAGGGUGGGAAGACGAUGCAGCUGGUAGCGUGUACGACGGGCAUUGGGCUCAAGAAAUUGCUUCCUACUCCUGGUCCAGCGCAGGGUCAUCGGUCCAGGGGUGGUGACUGGUAUGAAAUGGUGCUUCCACCAAAAGUCUGUCUUGAAGCCACUCUGCGCGAGGCCUUGGAGCCUCCUCCUCCCAGUAGCAAAGGGAGGAAGAGGCGUGCUCCAGCGCCGGAUGAAGGAGGGCGUGCAUGA
Molecule: messenger RNA, 2322 nt
Organism: Psilocybe cubensis
Lineage: Eukaryota; Fungi; Basidiomycota; Agaricomycetes; Agaricales; Agrocybaceae
Exons: 2
Coding region: 1-2322 (773 amino acids)
Source: RefSeq, a predicted model, not a curated record